AUGAGUGAUAUGAUGUCAAAUAUGACAAAAGGAAAAUUCACAAUUAUCGAUCCACACAGUGUUGAAGGCAAAAAACAGCUGAAAAUUAAGUUUAAAGAUGUGGCGGGAUGCAGUGAGGCGAAAGUGGAAAUUCGAGAAUUUGUCGAUUAUUUGAAGAAUCCCGGACGAUUUACGGUAGGGAUUUCGGGUGGCUCCGGUGAAGAAGAACAAACACUCAAUCAGUUGCUCGUCGAAAUGGACAGAAUGGGUUCGGGGAACGGAGCUGUUGUUGUGCUCGCUUCCACAAAUCGAGCCGAUGUCCUUGAUAAGGCUCUCCUGAGACCCGGACGCUUCGAUCGACACAUUUCAAUCGAUUUACCGACGGUUUUGGAGCGAAAAGACAUGUUCGAGUUGUAUAUGAGAAAGAUUAAGCUUGAUCAUGCUCCGCAGGAGUAUUCUCAACGUCUGGCAGUUCUGACACCCAGCUUCACAGGUGCCGACAUUAUGAACGUAUGCAACGAAUCGGCAAUCCGCGCGGCGUCCAAUAAAUGUCACGUGGUCACUAUUAAAGAUAUGGAAUACGCGUUGGAUCGAGUUUUGGCGGGCUCCGAGAAGCGGAGUAGAUCACUUGUUGAAGAAGAACGAGAAGUCGUCGCAUAUCAUGAAGCUGGGCAUGCGCUGGUUGGAUGGAUGUUGGAGCAUACUGAUGCUCUGUUGAAGGUAACAAUCAUCCCCCAAACGUCUGCAGCUCUCGGAUUUGCUCAAUAUUCUCCACGUGAUGACAAACAUCUCUACUCAAAAGAUGAGCUUUUCGAUCGAAUGUGCAUGAUGCUCGGUGGCCGAUGUGCUGAGAACCUGAAAUUCGGCCGAAUCACGUCAGGAGCACAAGAUGACCUGCAAAAAAUGACAAAAUCGGCGUAUGCUCAAGUGAAAUUGUAUGGAAUGAGCUCAAUUGUUGGGCCGCUAUCGUUUCCGAAUACUGAAAGAUUUCAAAUUAAACCGUAUUUGAAAAAAUUCGCGUCAACUUUUGAUCAAGAAGCCACGCUGAUUGUGGCAAAAGCCAACGAGGCGACAACUGAUUUGAUCAAAAAUAAUAUGGAUAAACUUGAAACGGUCUGUGCCAGAUUACUGUCAAUCGGCGGUGAAUACUGUAAUAAAUAUUCACAAACACGAGAAUCCUGGCGAUAG
Molecule: messenger RNA, 1167 nt
Organism: Caenorhabditis elegans
Lineage: Eukaryota; Metazoa; Nematoda; Chromadorea; Rhabditida; Rhabditidae
Gene: Y47C4A.1
Product: AAA_lid_3 domain-containing protein
Exons: 5
Coding region: 1-1167 (388 amino acids)
Biological process (GO): proteolysis
Cellular component (GO): mitochondrion; membrane
Molecular function (GO): ATP-dependent peptidase activity; metalloendopeptidase activity; ATP hydrolysis activity
Source: RefSeq, marked reviewed